Messenger RNA from Nematocida parisii ERTm1, 694 nucleotides. RefSeq lists its product as uncharacterized. The record is from RefSeq and is a predicted model, not a curated record. The coding region runs from base 37 to 456 and encodes 139 amino acids. NCBI's taxonomy places the organism in Eukaryota, Fungi, Microsporidia. The transcript has a single exon.
ACCAAAAUUUAAAAUUUAUUUUACGUAUUUAUUCUUAUGGCUGUAGAAUGCAUUACGGUAUGUUUCCCAUUUAAGCUGCAAAGUACUGAAUUUAAAUCGCAAUAUCCAACGCCUGUCCUUAGACAAGAGGGCACUGUUGCGUUCACUCUUCCAUUCAAUGCACUAAUAAACGUAAGCUCUGAGAAGUCUUAUACUGUCAGUUACACAAAAAAGCAAAAAAACGAUGGAACAGAAGCUGGGUUUAUAUAUCAGAUAAUAAUUGAUUUUACCAGCAUUAAUGAUGCAAUUGAUUUUUGUAGUAACCCAAUUAUUCACGUGUCAUAUAAUGAGGUAAGUGAUUUAAGCAGCUUGGACAAAAAAUUAGAAGAAGCCUCUGACUUACUUGAAAAAACUGGACAGUCUUGGCGAAAGAAAAGAAAGGCAGAAACGGACGAAGAUGGAUACUUUACUGCCUAAUACAUGGGCUAGACACUUCACAUAUACUAGAGGCAAGUUUAGAUAUGUUUAGGUGAUACUGUAAGAAUGCAGCAGUAUUUUUAUACCAUUAUUAAUAAUCUAAAACACUUAGAAUAUUCCUUACAGUAUAACCAUGAAAAAACCAAAUUUAUCUCAUAUGCAGUUUAUAUGGCGCCAUUCUGCUGCUAAAUAAUCAAAACACUCUAUCUAUUUUACUAGAAAGUGAAUACUUUACAGA